Molecule: messenger RNA, 4936 nt
Organism: Dendronephthya gigantea
Lineage: Eukaryota; Metazoa; Cnidaria; Anthozoa; Malacalcyonacea; Nephtheidae
Exons: 4
Coding region: 231-4751 (1506 amino acids)
Molecular function (GO): protein binding
Source: RefSeq, a predicted model, not a curated record
UCGACUUCCGUGUUGUCGCAGCUUUGAUAUUCGAAGCUUCUGGCGUCUCCAGCGCAGCUACCUCCGUUUAGGAUAUAGCGAUAUACCGAGUCAGUUUUCGUCGAAAAUACGAAUGCCAAUAAAUGACGACUGACCUCGAUAGAUGAUUGCUUGGUGUUCCUGUAUCAUAUGUUUCAUGAUAAGACCAGAAUUCUUUAAUGGAUACAUAAAUUAAAAUGAGUUGAUCAUUUAUGGCUAGUGCUUGUAGUAGUACGUCCAUAUCAAACGAGGAAAGAAGUUGGGUUGUCAUUGGUAUAUGUUUGACCAAAGUUCUUACUCCUGCAUUGAGAAAUGUCCUUGCAGCUGAAGUAUCAAAAUGGCAUAAUGUUUUAUGUCAACCACCAACUGAAAUCAACAAGCAAGUGUAUGGUAGACAUAAAUUACAGUUACACCCAUCAAGAAUGGACCUCAAGUAUAAAAAUAUUAACAACAAUAAUGUUCAUAAAUCACCACGAUUAUUUGAUUAUGCAGUUAAAGACCCAUUGUCUUUAGCAAAAUUGUUUGUUCCUCCAUUUAUGUCUAAGUUUACAGGCUUUGACCAAACAAUGGAUAUUUCUGCAAUCUUAUCGGUGAUUUCUGAAGCUGCUCCAUUCACAGCAGCUGCUGCUCAUGCAAAGACAGUCCGGUCUGACAUCAGAAACGAGUGGGCACAUUGCAACUUUGCAAACUGGACUGAGGCAAAGUUUAAUGCUGCUUUUAUUUGUAUGGAAAGUUUGCUGAAGAAUGUGAAUCUUUCACCUGAAGAGGAACAGAAAUUGUGUAAGGAACUCAAUGGUUGGAAAGAUAAAGGGUUUCAGUUAUGUUUUGGUCAACCUGUCAAUAUUGAAAUUUUGACCUUCCUACGGGAAAAAGUUGACGAGCUUUACGAGUUCGUGGAGACAUCGAUGCUACAAAAGAAAGAGAUAACUGUACUUCUUUCACAUAUCAGUAAGAUAAAGUUAAGCAUGGAGAAAGAAAUUAAAGAUUUACGCACAAGUGUCGAAAAGUGUAAGAUUCAAGGAACCAAAAAUUCUUUAAGAAUAGAAAGAAAUUCGAAAGAAAUACAACUUCUUGAACAGAAAUUUUCCACUGAAUUGUCGAGAUGUCAUAUUGCGGAAGAGAAAAGGAAUACAUAUGCUUUCACUGCACCUCCACGGAACAGUUACUUUGCUGGUCGAUCUGAAGAAAUCCAGGAGCUUAAACGUAUUUUGAAUGUCGAAGAAACCUUUGAUGAAAAGAAAGUUCAGGUGGCAGCAGUGUGUGGAAUGGGUGGGAUUGGUAAAACAAGCUUAGUUGCCGAAUAUGCUCAUCAGAUGAAGGAUUUCUACAAGGGAGGGGUUUAUUGGCUCUCUGCUGAAGACGAUACGUUUUUGGACAAGUCAAUAAAUGAUAUCGCGAUUAAGGUUGAUGCAUUUCUGGGGUCAUUUGAUUUAAAUUUGUCCAAUAUUUUGAGGAAAAUUCGUGGUUCAGAUCACCCGAUCCUCGUUGUUCUCGACUGCCUGGAUGAACUUAAUCUUUCCCCCAAUACGAUCAAGUUACUUUCCCUUGUUUCACAAGAGAACAUGUUUGGGCAUUUUGUUGUGCUAACUAGACGAAAUCCUAACCGUCUUGUUAAUGAAAUUUCAAUUUUUCAAGAAGAUUCUUGUUUCCUGCUGACAUGUUUCCACCUUAAUGAAGCUAAGCAAUUUCUUCUGUCACGAAUUGGCGUGACCAACCACCAAAAGGAUGAAAUUGUUGCAGAAAGUCUUUGCAACGAGUUGGGGAGAUUGCCUCUUGCUUUGGAACAAGCUGGAGCUUAUAUUAAUAUGCUUGACUGUAGUUUGUCCUCGUAUCUUGAGCAAUAUAAAUCGGAACGUUUGCAACUGUUGAAUCAGAAAGAAGCACUUCCUGCGUCACCAGGCAAGGAGUCACUGGAACGUCUUGCUGUUCAAACCACGUGGCUUAUCAAUAUGGAAUAUAUCAAGAAGAGCCCAAAUGGCCGUGCUGCUGUUCGAUUUAUGAAUGCUUGUUCAUUUUAUAAUGUAAACGAGAUUGAAGAAUGUCUGGUCAACGUGGGGCUUCCCAAAAUUGAAGACGCCGCGUAUUGCAAAUUCGCAUCUACGCCAUUGGGUAGUCGACAGAUUCUAAAGCUUUUGACUGAUUUUUCUCUUUUUACGUUUGUCGAAACCCAUUCCGUCAGCUCCCAUCGAUUGGUUAUGGAAUUAGUCAGAGAAGUUCUUAAUCCAUGGAAAGCAGAGAGUUUUAUUGAUGCUGUGCGAAUGCUCUCUUAUGCACUUUCUAAACAUCCUUCACCCAGUGAUCUUAAUGGUUUAGAUAAGCAAAGUGGCGUGGAACAAUCCAGUUCUUUCUUUGAUGUACCCAAAACCCCCUUUCACUUGAAUACGUGGUCUAAACUUUGUGUACAUGGUCAUCGACUUUGCCGAAUCAUGUUUGAUUGGUUGAAAACCCAGGAUUCCGCUUCUCUUAAUCAAGCGUGGUUUCUUGCCACUGCGAAGCUUGUUUACGAAUGCGCUGUACAUUUGAGUGCAAACGGAAAACAAGAAGAAGCCAAACGCACUUUGAACUUUGCUUAUCGAAUAUUGGACUGGCUUCCUCAAGAUGAGUAUGAAACGACGAUAGCGAAUUUAUUGAGUAACUUGUUGUUUCCACUUAUCAUCCCCUUACGAAAGUCAUUUCAGAUCUUGCUUGCACGAUGUUGCAUUUCUCCUUUAGCUUCUCUUAAGCCCUUGAUUAGUGCUAAAGCUAAUGACCAUGAUUUAGAUGAUUUAAAAGAAAAAAUUGAAAAAUUAAGAUUGGAUGGCAACGAAAGCUUUAAGAAAGGUCUCUACACUGAAGCAUUAGACGCCUAUACUUCCGCAAUAAACAUGGCUAAAGAUUCUGAUCAUGCAUUAAAUCCUUUGUUGCUUACUAACCGCGCAACUGCGUACAUUAAAUUGAAGCGAUACGAAGAUGCUCUGAAGGACGCGAAUAGUUACAUUACGCGUUGCCCGGAUUGCUGGAAGGGCUAUGCAAGAAAAGCUCUGGCCCUUGAUGGCUUGAAUGAGAACGUUAGUGCUGAAAUAGCUGCUGCUUUGGCUUUCUACUACGGUAGGACUAUCUUCUCACAUUUCAAACCUUUCGAACACCACUUCUCGAAUUUGAAAAAACGUAUUUUUAUAUGCGAUAGUGCGGAUGAAUUCUAUUUCAUUGCUUCAUCAUCAACAGUGAACGAGCAAUUGGAUUUGCUAAAGAUUAUCGUUCUAGGCAAACCAAAUUACUGUAUUUCUCGAUCUGAAUAUAUGGUACUAGACAGCUGCAUCCUUGUUGGCACUAAAAGUAACCGUUCAGUAACUUUAAAGUUGGGAAGCGAAGCUGUCAUUCGGUUGCAGAAAAAGUGCAUGAUUACGAAUCUUUCUUUCUAUUUGGAAAAGGGUCAACUACUGGCAAUCCACGAUUCGUACGUAAAGGUUCAUAACUGCAACUUUACCAGCGGGGAUGAAAUCGAGGCUGCGGUUUCACAUUUUGGGGAAUUUAACGCAGAACAGUGCAAUUUUAUAAACAGCAAAGCUGGUGGCAUGUUAUGUGUUGGACCUGGUAAUGCGGUUGUUAGUGACUGUUCAUUUUGUAACAAUGGAAAAGCUGGAUUAGAAGUACGCAAAGGCGGAACGCUGGCGGUGAAAAAUAGUCGCAUGAGUAACAACGGUCUAGAUGGAUUAAUGAUAGGGCCUAAAUCUUCGAAGUGUGUCACAGUUAAUUGCGAUAUUCAACAAAAUGACCGCGAGGGUAUCGCUGCUUGGGAGUCAAAGGAUAUCAUGCUUACACGCAAUAGAAUUUGUGACAAUUAUGGAAAUGGAAUAUUCAUGACAGAUUCCGAAGCGGAUAUACGAGAGAACCACUUUUGCGAUAACGGUUUGUGGGGAAUUUGGUCUCAGAGUAACUCGUGGUGUAAUAUAUCGGUGAAUACAAUUUCUCGCAAUAAAGGCGGAGGCGUUCGAAUAGGGUACCGAGCUACAGGAAAGGAAUUCUCCCCAUCUGUUCUUGAAUGUAAUAAAAUUUAUGAUAACAUUGGUCCUGGGUUAGUAGAGAAAGUAAACAAGUUUGAAGUAGGAUAUUCACAAAGUACAAACAAGGAUUUGAUGAAAUCAUAUUUGAAUUCGCCCAAGCUCCUCCAAUCAGCUAAAUGCAAAGAAAACGAAAUACACGAUAAUAUGGAAAGUGGUGACAUAGCAAAGUUGAGUUUCUCCAUCCCUUAUUGCUCAAGUUGUCGUUCAGAGCGUGAAUUGAAAAAAUGUGGGAAAUGCUUUACUUCUGCGUAUUGCAACGUGUCUUGCGAAAAGGUUCAUUUGUCGAAACAUAAUGAAAUUUGCAAAGUUUUACGCGACAAGGCAAGCGUACUUAUAACAUCCAUGAAAAGGUCUGGAUACGAUGGUAUGGUUAAACAACACGCCAAAAGUUUGGAGGGAAUUGGGCCAAAAUUCAGUCCUCCUCCGCCACGCGAUGGAAAAACAUUUGUUGUUAAAGUACAGUUAAAAUUUGGAGCUUAUUUAAAGCAAGCCACUCUUCUUCUUUACGAUCGCAGCCUGGAACUUUACGAACAAUUUCAGUCCAAAGUAAUUACUGAACUUGUACAGGAGUUUGGUGUGCAAUGUGAGCAGAGGCAUAUGGAGAAAAAGCUCUUUUUGCACUGCGUGUUUGAAGAUAACGGACAUCUUCGAUUGUUUAUCAAUGAAUUUUCUGACUUUCUGAAUUGGUAGUAAAAAAACUUGACACAGUUGACAAUUCAACAAUGCCCACAAUCGCUUUCCAAUGUAAGAAUUUGCCUGCCUAUAUCAGUGUAAAGAUUGAACUAUUGUAAAGUUAGAGCUAGUACAGUUCGCCGAUAUGAAUUAACAUUCUAAGAAAUGUAAUAAUUAAUAAAUGUAUAUUUAUAAUUCUUUAA